CCACUUCCUCCCCACCUCCUCCUCUCCUCCCCCCAUCUCCUCCUCUUCCCCCUCCCAUAUCCUCCUCAGCCUCCCCACCUCCCCCCUCUCUGCCCCUCCAGCCUCUCCCCUGGACCUUCUCUCCUCCUCCCAGCCCGCGGAACCAUCUCUCCUCUCCUCCCCUCUCCCCGGGUUGUGUCUCCUCCCCCGCCCCGUGUCGGCUCGUGUCCCCGCCUGGGGCCAGGCCUGUGCUUCCCGCGGGCGGGCCGGUGCUGGAUGUCCGGGCGGACGGUGGACGGGCGGCGGGGCGAACUGGGCCGGAGUGCGGCGGCGGCGGCGGCGGCUGGGGCCGGUCCCCGGGCAGCCCCGCCCUGCGGCAGCGGCGAGGCCAGGGCGGGGCGCAGACGGAUGGCGGAGAGUCGAGCUCGGCUCCCCCGGCUCCCGGGGCCGGGUCCGGGUCUGUUCCCCGACUCCGGCCCGCGGAGGCGCCCGGCCCACGGCCACCGGCUGCGGAAGGUGACGCUGACCAAGCCCAGCUACUGCCAGCGUUGCACCGACUUCAUCUGGGGGCUGGGCGGCUUCCAGUGCGACUUUUGUAAUUUCAUGUGCCACGAGAAGUGCGUGAAGAACGUGAAGACUCUCUGUUCAUGUUUGGCAGCAAACCUGGUGAAGGUUCCUGUGGCGCAUAGUCUUGGGGCUCCUGCACUGUACAAGAGGAAGUUCUGCGUGGUGUGUCGCAGGCAGCUGGAGGAGAGUCGUGCGAUGAGAUGUGAAGUGUGUGAACUACACGUCCAUGUGGAUUGCAGCCCGUUUGCCUGCAGUGACUGCCGACGAUGCCAUCAAGAUGGGCAACAUGAUCGGGAGUCAUAUCACCACCACUGGCGAGAAGGAAAUCUAUUGCCCAGUGCUCGCUGUGACGUCUGUAAGAAGGCCUGUGGGUCAUCGGAAGUGUUGUCCGGCUUUCGAUGUGAAUGGUGUGGGAUAACGGUUCAUGCUGAUUGUUACAGUGACCUUACACCAGAGUGUAAUUUUGGCAGAUUACAGAACAUGAUAUUGCCUCCUGAUUGUGUGCGUGUAUGUGCACGUAGCUUCAGCAAUUUCCACUCUUUCCGGAUAUCGGAGCACUCGCAAACAGAGCAGGGAGAUGAGGAGAGUGGUGAAGAUGAUGAUCCUACUGGAAACCCUGGCUCAUAUAAAGACCCUCAGCCUCCUUCCACAACCGAUUCAGGUAAACAGACGUUAAAGAUAUUCGAUGGUAAUGACACAGUGAAACGCAAUCAAUUUAGAUUAAUUACCGUUCCACGCAUUUCAAAAAUAGAAGAAGCAGUGGAAGCUGCGCUGAGAAUAUUCUACAUUCCAGGCAACCCCCAGGACUACGAACUCCAGGUUUUAAGCCAGGACGCGCUGCUCGGUGAAGAUGUCAACAGGAAUGGGGAGAGUGUGGAGAGCAGGAAGCUGCCAGUGUUCCGGGACACUAUUCCUGAGGCCUGGGUUCUGCGAGCAAAGCCAAAGCAAUCUGAAGUCGUCAGAAUAUAUCCCGAAUGGUUAAAGUUUGGCGUGGCCUACAUCUCCAUUCCUGUAACAAUGGAGACCACAGUGAGAGCAGUCAUUCAGGAGGUGCUUCUACAACUUGGGCUGCAGGAUGAAACUAUUGACGAUUUCCAAGUGGUGGAGGUCUACAUGGGCUGUAAACAGGUGCAGAGAGUGGUGUUGACUCAGUUUGAAUAUUUGCUUUGCAGACUUCAACAUAUCAGGAAGCUCUCUGUUCGUCAAAUGAACCAGACGAGAUUCUACAUCACGAAGAAGCAGAAGAGUGUAGUAGAGGUGAAGCUGUUGCUCAUGGGGCUGCCACAUCACCUGUCUCAGGACCAGUACUUCUCAUUGCUCACUACUUACCUGGACAUCAAACGGAAUGCAGUGUCUCUUAGUUACCUAUACGCAGAUCAAGGUGCCGUUGUGCUGGAGAUUUCUUGCUUUGCUGAGGCGGAGAGGAUUUACAUGCUUGUUAGAGACACUACCAUCAAUGACAAACAGCUCUCUACAGUUAUAAUUCCUGACAUUCAGGCCUCCCAGCUGCCCCUGGAGUCCUGUCCUCUCCUUCUCUUCGUCAAUCCAAAGAGCGGGAGUUUGAAAGGAUGCGAGCUGCUGCACUCUUUCCGGAAACUUCUGAAUCCUCAUCAGGUCUUUGACCUUACAAAUGGAGGUCCUUUGCCAGGGGUGCACACGUUCCGGCAGGUGCCGUGUUUCCGGAUCGUGGUGUGCGGGGGUGAUGGCACGGUGGGCUGGGUGCUGGGAGUGCUGGAGGAGGUUCGACACAAGCUGGCCUGCACGAUGCCCCCCGUGGCUGUACUACCCCUCGGGACAGGCAAUGACCUGGCCAGGGUGCUACGCUGGGGACCUGGUUACGCCAAUGAGGAUCCCUUCUCCAUCCUGGUGGCCGUGGAUGAGGCAGACGAGGUCCUGAUGGAUCGGUGGACAAUCCUUCUUGAUGGCCAGCAGCUUACUGAGAGCACUGAGAAUGGAGCCUCUGAACUGGAACCACCAAAGCAGAUCGUACAUAUGAACAACUACUGUGGGCUGGGCAUCGAUGCUGAGCUCAGCCUGGACUUCCACCUGGCUCGGCUGGACGACCCCGGCAAGUUCAACAGCAGGUUUCAUAACAAGGGGGUGUACGUGAAGGUGGGUCUACAGAAGAUCAGCCACACACGUGGUCUACAUAAGGACAUCAAGCUGCAGGUGGAUGACAAGGAGCUCGAGCUACCCAGCAUCGAGGGCCUCAUCUUCCUCAACAUCCCCAGCUGGGGAUCAGGAGCAGAUCUGUGGGGCGGAGACAGUGACAGCCACUAUGACCGGCCCCGCAUCGAUGACGGGAUGCUGGAAGUCGUCGGAGUCACUGGUGUGGUCCAUAUGGGGCAGGUGCAGAGCGGCCUGCGGUCUGGCAUCCGGAUAGCACAGGGCACCUACUUCCGCGUGACGCUGCUCAAGGCCAUCCCUCUGCAGGUGGACGGCGAGCCCUGGAUCCAGUCCCCAGGGAUCAUCAUCAUCUCUGCUGCUGGCCCAAAGGUUCAUAUGUUGAAAAAAUGCAAACAGAAGCAGAAAAAACAUCCUAGUAGUUUCAAGGAUUCAAGAACUGAGAUCUCUCCUGCCUCAGAAGUGAGCAGCUGAAAAAUCAACAAUCUUUUCCAGUUCAUUUGAAGAUGUGGUGACAUAAAUCUCAAGGUUACAUGCUGAACGAUAUCCAGUUUGCAGGAAGUCAGUUUGUAAUAAUUCUGAGAUGUAUUUGUUUCCGCUCAAAAUGUAAUUGGAGCCUUGCCUGACAUUCCCGUAACAGACACUGAAUUAGCAACUACACAAUUCCUGUUUCUUGUUCAACAAGGUGGAAGAAUUACCAAUUAAUUAACAAUAAACCUACACGAGGAAAUGCCUCAAUGUUUGCCCCUUCGGGACCUGCUCUGUGAACCAUAAAACAAGCAGCCCUUCACUCCUACAUGGGCUGGGAAGGCGUGGUCAAUCCAUUCACAAGACCUCCAGUUUCCACCUUGUGGCUCCUUGUCCCUUACUUUGAAAACAAAUCUCAAAGCAUUUCUGAAUUAUUUUAUUCCAAACCUACAAAUAUUCCUUUUAAGAGACAAGAGUCUUAUAAAUAUUCUUAAUUUAGAAACAGGACAUGGAAACAAGUAUUGGUUUACCUCAGAUUACUUAAUUAGUGUUGAGAUGAUAAAGCCAAUUAAUUAAACGUACACCUUGAUGCUGAUCUUUAGUGUACUUUGAAAAAGACAUGUUUGCAAAGAGAAAAUAGUUUUAUACAUAUUUAUGUUUGUGGGUGAUAUUCAGGGAUAUGUCGUUAAUGUGUGGAUGAACACUCUUUAUUGAUUAGUCUUUUGGCCGAUAGAACAUUAAUGCCAUUGAAAUUAAUGCAACCCUAGAUUGUAAACACACUAUUCAUAAUCUUUUAAUGCAGCAACUGGUUAAAUAGCAAAGUAUCUCUGACAUGUGUAACAACACUAACUGUACAGACUUUUAGAUUUGUUGGAAAUUAGGUUGCCCUUUUGAAAUAUAUAGUGCCAAAUCAGCUUAAAUGGAAUCAUUUCAAGCAGCUCUGUGCAAACGUUUUGUCUCACCUGAGUUUUCUUCAUGUGCCUAAUUUUGUAAACCAUAUUCUUGCAAAUUUUCAUUCUGGGGUUAUCUCAAGGCCACUUUGCCGUAAUUCGCGCGGCAUUUACACAACCUGCUAGCGUGUGGGUAGCGCGGGACGGGCGCAUGGAGUGGUGUGGAGUGGCAUGGAGGGGUGUGGACUUCGUCCUGCACAAAAUCUUCGCGCGCGCCACCGACCUGUCGCGUAACUGACGGCCAAAGUAGGACAGGCCCAGCAGAUCACGCACCGUGAUUAAUUCCUGCUAAACCUUGCAAAGCUGCAGCAGCUGAGUGGCUGAAGAUCGUCACUCUGUUUGUUUGACUCAUUCCUUACAGGCAAUAUUUCCCUCUUUGUUUCCUCUGCCGGCUUUGGUGGCCACUUGUCUUUCACCAUCGCAUUCUGCAAGGAAUAAUGUCCUCAUGAUAGUUACAAACUGUAGAAACACAAGAGACUUCAGGUGCUGGAAUCUCGAGCAAAAUAAAGUGCUGGAGGAACUUCAACCGUCAAAAGGUGUCUGUCCAAUUCUCUCCUCAGAUACUGCCUGAUUCACUGUUGCUCCAGCAGUUUGUGUUGUUACAAACUUCACUUGCCAAUCCUUUAUUCUACGACAAUCUCACAAUUAGUACAAUAGGGCCAGGCAGCAUCUCUGGAGGGCAUGAAUAGGCGACGUUUCAGGUCAGAAGAAGGAUUCCCAUGCCUGGUAUGAUGCCUGACCUGCUGAGCUACUCCAGCACUUUGUCUUUUUGUUCUAAACCAGCAUCUCCAGUUCCUUGUGUUCCUGCUAUUAGUACAUUGCCUGGUUUUAGCAAUAAAUGACAAUGUUUAUCCUACAGGUGACAAAGUAUAAAAGCAGCCAAAAUAGCAUUUUCAAAAGCUACAUCUGGUAUCUAGUUUUCAUAUAAAACAAAGCCAGUGCUGGAGGCAGCAGCCUCACAUCCCCAUAUAGGGUGAUUUCACGAAAGGUCACUGGAUCAUAGAUCCUCACCCACGUGACCGCAAAAUCCAACUGGGGUACAAGCGUCACUUCCGGUACAUGUUAUUGAUGCUGAAAACGCGCACUUUCAAACCUGUUAAAAACCGCGAAAACGGCCCGUUUUUGAGCUGUA
Messenger RNA from Leucoraja erinaceus (little skate), 5220 nucleotides. RefSeq names its product diacylglycerol kinase theta-like. NCBI's taxonomy places the organism in Eukaryota, Metazoa, Chordata, Chondrichthyes, Rajiformes, Rajidae. Gene Ontology annotation, biological process: intracellular signal transduction; lipid phosphorylation; diacylglycerol metabolic process. The record is from RefSeq and is a predicted model, not a curated record. Gene Ontology annotation, molecular function: ATP-dependent diacylglycerol kinase activity. The coding region runs from base 256 to 3144 and encodes 962 amino acids. The transcript is spliced from 23 exons.